Molecule: messenger RNA, 2643 nt
Organism: Actinia tenebrosa (Australian red waratah sea anemone)
Lineage: Eukaryota; Metazoa; Cnidaria; Anthozoa; Actiniaria; Actiniidae
Product: apoptosis-inducing factor 3
Cellular component (GO): cytoplasm
Molecular function (GO): 2 iron, 2 sulfur cluster binding; oxidoreductase activity, acting on NAD(P)H
Source: RefSeq, a predicted model, not a curated record
CCUUGCAGAAAUUUGCAUUGAUGAUCAGGCUAACCUGCUAAUAGUCUAAAUUAUCGUGCAGCUUGCUAUGAUUUCCUUACGUAAUAUGCACAGGGUCUGGCACUGUGCAGCCUCACUUAGUGGGCUGCUUGUAAACACUCAAAAACCUCUUAUUAUGGGUGUUCCUGUAUCUGUAAAGCGCCGUACAAGUUACGAGUUUUCACUUGCUAGCUUUUCCACCACGGGAACUUUGCACAGCUCAAUAUCAGAAGCCGAUACAAUUAUGACUUCAAUGAUUGAAGCAGUUGUUGCAAAUGUUGAUGACUUAAAAGAUGGAGAAAUGAAGACUGUGGACGUUGGUGAAGGAAAAGCUCUCCUGGUUAGAGAAUAUGGGCAGUAUUAUGCCGUCGGGCAUAAGUGCACUCACUAUGGUGCACCCUUAGCUAGUGGAGCAUUAUGUAAUGGAAGGGUAAGAUGUCCCUGGCAUGGUGCUUGUUUUAACAUCAAGACAGGUGAUAUCGAAGAUUUUCCUGGACUGGACAGCAUUCCAAAAUUUGAGGUUGUCGUAUCAGGGAACCAAGUCAUUGUGAAAGCACAUCCUGAGCAAUUUAAGUCUCAUAAGAGAGUCAAAGCCGCCUCUUCCAAGACAAGCCCUGGUUCUCCAGAUAAAAGAYGAUUUGUAAUAAUUGGAGGAGGUGGAUCUGCAAUGAAAGCAGCAGAAACGUUAAGAGAGGAAGGAUUUACAGGGCAAAUUGUCAUGGUAACCAAAGAGGCUCACCUUCCUUAYGACAGACCUUUGUUAAGUAAGAAACUUGCCAUUGCUGCUGGGGAUAUGAAGCUGAGAUCAAAUGAAUAUAUGGUSGAGCAUAACAUACAGUUCUGGUGUGGAAAAGAGGCUCUUUCUCUCGACACAACAAAGAAGACUGUCCAAUUAAGUGAUGGCAAAACCUUGGAAUAUGACAGCAUUCUUAUUGCUACUGGUGGACAACCAAGAUCAUUAGACRUACCCGGCAGCAAUCUGAAGAACAUUUUACUGCUGAGAAGCCCAGAAGAUGCUAAUAAAAUUGCUGAAAUUGCACCUGGAAAAAAGGCUGUGGUGAUCGGAUCAUCCUUCAUUGGAAUGGAAUUAGCAGCCUUCUUAUCAGGAAAGGCCAGCUCCGUAACAGUAGUGGGAAGAGCUGAGAUUCCCUUUGCAAAUGUCCUUGGGAAAGAAAUUGGUGGACUUUUAAAGAAGUUACAUGAAAGUAAAGGAGUAAAGUUUAUUUCUGGUCAAACUGCGAAAGAGUUCAAAGGUCAAGGCGGAAAGCUCUGCGCAGUAGUUUUGACUGAUGGAACAGAACUCGAGGCAGACAUCUGCAUCCAAGGAGUUGGGGUCAAGCCUUCAACGGGUUUCCUGAAGGACAGUGGUGUACCRCUGAACAGCCAAGGAAGUAUUGUUGUUGAUAAGUACCUGCGGGCUUGUGACGAUGUGUACGCUGCAGGAGAUAUCGCUAACUUCCCUCUCAAGAUGCUGGACUGGGAAUCUGUUACUAUAGGACAUUGGCAGAUCUCACACAAACAUGGACGGACUGCUGCUCGUAACAUGUUGGGCAAGAAUGAAGAACUCAACACUGUGCCAUUUUUUUGGACAACUCAAUGCGGAAAGAGUGUGCGCUACUGUGGCCACGCCCAUCACUUUGAUGAUGUCAUCAUUGACCGAAACAUCGAUGAAAUGAAAUUUAUUGCAUAUUUUGUCAAGGGAGACAAAGUACUAGCAGUGGCCACAAUGGGCCGCGACCCUGUUUGUGCCAAGGCAGCCAAUCUUUUAUUUGAAGGAAAGAUGCCAUCGGCUUCAGAAAUCAGGGCAAAUCCAAAUGAGUGGCUGAAUUAGACUGACAUAAUUGGACAAACAGCUAUUUUUGGAUAAAAUUAUACCCAGCACUGGAACAGGGUUUGUUUUGCUCCUCAAAUUUUAAAACUUUCUUCCAUUUUCUUUAUCCAUCUGGAAAACUCCAGCAAUCUCAUCAUCAAUGAACCCUCCUUGAAAUCUUAAAUGCUCUGUUAACAUAAAAAUACAAAAGAAAUGACACAAAUCCUUUGAGGAAAAAGUCUGAUAUCUUUUGUAGUUCCAUGUUAGCUUGGUGUCCAAGAUAAUUUUGAAGAAGGGUUCAUUACAAGUACAAAUCCCUGCAUUCGAAGUAUUAGUUGAUGUGAAAUGCGGAAUGCAGUCUGAUGAUAUAUAUAUAUAUAUAUGGGAAAUAUUAUACAAUUACAAAUCCCUGCAUUCGAAGUAUUAAAAAAGGUAAAAAAAGGUAAAGGUAAUUUAUUUUACUUUGAUAACGGGGGGAGUGGUUGCCCAAUUCUCCCCAGCCAAGGGCUCAUGUUAAAUGCACUUGAAGGUGUGCCCUCUACCCCCUCUUACUAUCAGUGCUCCUUUUUACGGGUAUUUAAAGCUACACAGAACAGAAAGAAGUUGAAACAGACGUGGAGUUCCUGAGGAUCGAACUAUAGACCUCUAGCUCUGAAGGCCGCACACUAACCAGCUGAGCUACACCUGCUCCUAAUAUUGAUGUGAAAAUGUGGAAUGCAGUCUGAUGAUAUAUAUAUAUAUAUAUGGGAAAUAUUAUACUACUUGAAAUAUGAGAUAUAUUUAAAAAAAAGUCUUAAUAAAGUAGAUAAACAAAA